Pichia membranifaciens NRRL Y-2026 is the source of this 2870-nucleotide messenger RNA. RefSeq lists its product as hypothetical. Gene Ontology annotation, molecular function: protein binding; protein serine/threonine/tyrosine kinase activity; ATP binding. Lineage: Eukaryota; Fungi; Ascomycota; Pichiomycetes; Pichiales; Pichiaceae. The transcript has a single exon. Gene Ontology annotation, biological process: DNA replication initiation; DNA repair; deoxyribonucleoside triphosphate biosynthetic process. Bases 20 to 2722 code for a protein of 900 amino acids. The record is from RefSeq and is a predicted model, not a curated record. Gene Ontology annotation, cellular component: nucleus.
AUCUCUUUUGAGCCCAGGAAUGGCUGAGAGACCUGGAUACAGAACAAACAUAAUAUCUGCGCCUUUGAAAGAAAUCCGAAAUUCUGUUUUCGGACAAGAAAGCUUUAUUCAAAAUCAAGAAGAAUUCAUGAACAAAGUUAAACCGCCAAAUCAGCCGAAUAAUGAAACAGAAACCAAAAAAUUGCCCGACACAACCACUCAGCCUACGCAACCUAGUAGCUACAAUCCUUUAACCGAUCCCUUGGGUCAUGAAUUGGUGAGACAAGGGGUGCUAUGCCGUCUAAUUGGACGUACCUUUGAUGAAACUUUCCACAUCGACGUAAAGAGUAAAGACGGUAAUAAAAUACGCGUCAGUACUGACAAUAAUAAUACCAGCAAUCAUAAUAAUAAUGAAGUGAUAUCGAACCUUAAGCAAGAAUGGAUUUUUGGAAGAAAUUCUCAUACAUGUACAUAUCUUUUACCCGUACAAAGUACCAGGAUUAGUAAUAAACAUUUUAAGCUUUGGAUGAAUAUAGAUAACGAUAACAACCAAAAUAACGGUACCGGAUCGAGCAGGCAAGAAAAUAAUUUGAUGAUUCAAGAUCUGUCAACUAAUGGAACCUGGCUGAAUAACUCGAAGCUAGUCCAAGGACGAAAUUACAUUCUUACUCAAGGUGACGAAAUUGCCAUUGGCAUUGGCAUUGAAAAGGAUGUUGCAAGAUUUGUAGUCCAUUUGCCGAAUGUGAUGUUAACAAAAAUGAUGGACGAGAACGGCUCAUUGAAGGCACUAUCAUUAGAAGAUAAAGGUGUCCAUAAAGAUUUCAUAAUAAGAGAUGAGAUAGUGGGUUCAGGUGCAUUUGCUACCGUGAAGAAAGCCAUAGAAAGAUCAACUGGAAUUACAUUUGCAGCUAAAAUAAUAUCCAAGAAAAAAGCGCUUGGAGGAAUGGAUGGAGUUUCAAGGGAACUUCAGAUUCUUAAAAAGCUAGAUCAUCCGGGAAUUGUCAGGCUGAAAGCUUUCUACGAAGACGAUGACAAUUAUUAUCUUGUGAUGGAAUAUAUUUCAGGAGGAGACUUGAUGGAUUUUGUAGCAUGCAAUGGAGCAAUCGAUGAGAGUGCAAGUCGUGAGAUUGCUAGACAAAUCAUGGAGGCUAUACUUUACGUUCAUUCAAAGGGAAUAUCACAUCGUGAUUUGAAACCUGAUAAUAUUAUGAUUGCUCAGGAUGAUCCUGUUGUUGUGAAGAUAACUGAUUUCGGUUUAGCUAAGAGUCAGGAGCAAGAGAGCAGAAUGAAAACCUUUUGUGGUACAUUAGCAUAUCUUGCCCCGGAAGUGAUUUCCAAUAAGAAGAAGCAAUCGAAUAACCGAAAGAGAUACCUUGGAAAUGGCCGUAUUACCGAAGAUUUGUAUUCAAAUAAAGUGGAUAUGUGGUCCAUCGGAUGCUUGCUGUUUGUUAUCAUGACGGCACAUUUACCUUUCAGUGGGUCAACACAAGAUAUUUUAUUCAAGCAUAUAACAAACGGGGAUUAUCAUGACAAGCUUUUGAGAAGUAUGGACAUUUCAAUUGAAGGUUGUGAUUUCAUCAGCAGGCUUCUUGAAGUUGAUGUUGCCCUUAGACUAAAUGCAGCACAAGCUCUACAACACCCCUGGUUCAACGAAACCAUUGAUUUUCCGUCCCAAGUCAGUCUUUCCCAGCAUCUUUCACAAAGCCAAAGAAAUGUAGGUAAGCAAAUACCCAAAAAAUUAGAACAAAACGAUACUGAUAACAAAAAGAGCAACAAUACACGAGGGAAGUUCAUGAAGGAUUUUAAGAUUCCGCAAAUACCUAAGGACAGAAAUAUGCAUGAAGACUCCAUGAAUUUUAUGGGGGCCUCUACAAGCCAGAUUGAGAACUCCCAUGCACUAUCGUCAUUAACGGAACGUCAGGACAUGGACUAUAAAAACUUUGAGGACGAGGCUUCUUCCAAGCCGAAUACCCCACAACAAAAAGGAACUUCUUCACCAUCUAGCCAAUCCAUGCUACUCCAGGCACGAUCUAAGUCACAAUCACAAUCACAUUCCCAAUCGAAAAUAAAGUCGCAGCCGAAACCGCCUCCAGCAACAUUUAUGUCACUUUCGAUUAUCCAGCCUGGGUCUCUCAAGACAAAGCUAUCAACCAUAUACAUACCACAAGGGACGCCUGCAUUUUAUAUCGGUCGAUUGGACAAUUUAAACGUCCAGAUGAACGAUGAACGUAUUUCCAAGAUCCAUUGCAUGAUUGUUAAGCGUAGACACCCAACAAAGGAUACCAGCAGUGGCACCUCGUCGAAUUCAAUUGUCAAUACGCCCUACAACCUAGAGAACAAUGGCUUUGACGAAAACGGAAUUUACUCGUCGCCGGCAAUGGGUCUCGACGAUGUAUGGUUGCUAGACUUCAGCACGAAUACCUGCUAUGUCAAUGGCAUGAAGAUAGGAAAGGGGAAGAAGAUUAAGCUACGGGACUGUGAUGUUCUGUCGUUGUUCGUCGACAAGAAACACGACUCCGAGUUGAAGUAUCUUAUACGGAUCGUUGACACGACUGGGUUGUAUAUCGACGAUGUUACUUCGAAUUUGGAGAGGAAGCGUGUGACGAUUGAUGAGAGCGACAGGAAACUGUUUGAGACGAAACUGAAAGAGGGGCUCAAACAAGUUGAGGUGCAUGUCAUGCAAAGGAAACGUAAGCCAGUGGAGUCGAUUGCGGAGCAUCCAAACAAGCGAGUCAAUGUAUGACGUUCAUGAUAACGGGGUGAGUGAUUAGUGUGCGGAAAGUGUAGUGUUGUUUAAAUAACAUAAAAAUUUUAAUGUAUAGACUUAGAUAAAUAUAUACACAUAAUUAGUAAUAACAAUAACCCAUGAGUAAGAUGAAGGUAAGAUAAGA